AUGCAUGUCUGGGACGCCGUGAAGGCGGACAAUCGCUGGAGCACGACAGACUGGACGGUGAAAGUGGAUCCGGACGCGGUGCUCAUCCCCUUCAGGCUCCGCCAGCACUUGAAGGACCAUACAGGUGAGAAGGCCUACAUCGUGAACUGCAACAAGCCGUUGCUGCCCGAAGGACCCAUGAUGUUCGGGGCGCUGGAGGCGUUUAGCCAGUCUGCCCUGGGCGAGUAUUUCGCCAGGGAGCAGGAGUGCAUCGGCGGCAUGUACUGGAAGGACUGGGGCGAAGAUUGGUACAUGGGCCACUGCCUUGACUACCUGGGCGUGCAGUCGAUUCACGACUACGAUAUCUACAGUGACGGUGUGUGCACUGGCGUGGAUUGCAGCAAUCCGGUUGCGGCAGCGUUCCAUCCAAAGAAGGACAUCGGCAGCUGGAGCGCCUGCUACGAGGAGGCGCUGGCCGCAGGAAACACCAAGCAGGAAGCAGAGGCCAAGGCCGCCGCGGAGAAGGCCGCCGCGGAGGCGGAGGACCCGAGGGCGGCGAUGGUGGCGAGGAGGGCGGCGAGGGCGGCGAGGGCGGCGGCGAUGGCGGCGAGGAUGGCGGCGAGGGUGGCGGCGAGGGCGGCGGCGAGGGCGAGGGCGGCGAGGGCGGCGGCGAGGGCGAGGGCGGCGGCGAGGGCGAGGGCGACGAGAGCAACUGAUGGCCGCGGGGAAGGCGCAGGGGGCCAGCGGGGACCUGCCGGCACUGGCCGUCCCCGCCCCAGCCGCUGGGAAUUUACCAGCGGACCGGCCAGGCGGAUGCGCCGUGCGAAUUUGUGCAUUUCGAGCGAAGGCGGCUACGUAGCUCUCGAAGGCGGCUACGUGGUUAAUUAUCGCCGUCGCGCUGCACGCGGGGAUUCUACGUGGCCGAGGUUGGGCAUUGGGAUGGGGAGGCGGACGGAGGGUGAAGGAUGA
This is a messenger RNA of Prorocentrum cordatum, 948 nucleotides long. NCBI's taxonomy places the organism in Eukaryota, Dinophyceae, Prorocentrales, Prorocentraceae. The record is from the annotation of a GenBank genome assembly.